Aureobasidium melanogenum CBS 110374 is the source of this 1008-nucleotide messenger RNA. RefSeq lists its product as uncharacterized. The record is from RefSeq and is a predicted model, not a curated record. Lineage: Eukaryota; Fungi; Ascomycota; Dothideomycetes; Dothideales; Saccotheciaceae. The transcript has a single exon. The coding region runs from base 1 to 1008 and encodes 335 amino acids.
AUGCGCAUCUCAACAAUCAGACAACGUGGUAUACACCAGGCAGUACGAAGACGCAGAUCAAAGCAAAUCGCUAUCCCCACAAGGUCAAUUGAGGCUCCUUCGAUCACGCCACACUUUUCCGACGAUAUUGGAUCUGGUACCAUAGUCGUCGAAUGCAAAUCCGGACUUGCGCAGAUCAAAAUCAUCAAUGGCGAGACUACUGAGACCCUGAGCUAUGACUGCUCGUUGAGUGGACAAAAGACUUGUUCCGUGACCAUCGUUCCAGAAGAUUUCGACCAAUCUAAACCACUUUGCUUGGAGGUACUGGGGUACAAUGGUCGCAUCAAGCGCUGUUCAGAUGCCUGGAAGUUGACAAUCCGGGAUGUCAUUCGCAUCCCCAAGUCGAAAAUCAUCCUGGGCAAAGAAUCGGCCAUUGGUAUCGACCUUCGACCUGGACAUGAAAACGAUGAGGCAGACGCAAAACUCGACGGCCACAAGUGGGCAGUCAUGCUCAACGAGAAAGGUGCAGACGGAAAGCUGAGUCGGGCAAAGACAAUCGAUUUGCGACUUGGCGCCAUUCUUGACGGAGCAGUUGUGUACUAUGAAGACGGACAUUCGACACCAUGCGGGCUUCGCUAUACACCCAGCGGCUCGAAAUUCCAUUUUGGCGGCGGAAACUCUCAGAGCUUUCACAUGCCCUCGGGCGUUGACAUCGUCAAGGUCGAGGUGAAUAGAUUCGGAUGGGGAAAUAGGGUCUUGGGUGGUAUAACUAUGACUUUGUCAAAUGGCACCAAGACAGGAUCGCUCAACAAACAUCGAGCAGCUGGACGUAUGUUUGGGAACAACGACAUCAAGGUAUUGGAGGCUGGAGUGGGAGAGAAGAUUGUCGGGUUUUAUGGUAGCAGCUCACACUACACGGAGGAAUUCGGUAUCAUUACAGGGCCGAAGGAUGUAGAGCUUCCAGCACAAGCAUACGAUAUGCCUGAACUGCGCAACAUUCAGAGAAGAGACUGGGCACGCAACAAAUAG